GGGUGAACCAAUCACGUUUGCGAUAACAGGUCUCAGAUUUUGGCGCGAAAUCCAUUCACUCAUUCGGCUAAAUAGAGUCUUGGCAUUUUUGCUGAUGUCUGUUCGUGAUGAAAACCCUGAAUCUAAUUCCUAAUCCUAACCAUCAACUUUAAAUCAUAAUCCUUAUUCUUCAAACUCCUUUAUAACCCUCAUUUAGCCAUAGACGUAUUUAAUACAUCCUAAAUGCUGAUGUUGCAGAAUGCCGUUACAGAAGAGUCAGUCAAAUCUCUACAGAAACGUUCAUUUGUCCUACACUAAAAAGAUCGACAUACAAAUCAAGGAAGAUGGGAAUUAUCUGUCAAUUUUGAAUUCUAUCUGUUCACCGGCAGUAGCCAUAUAAAUAUCACUAUAUCUGACACUGUUCCCGUCAGUGUUUCGGGACCAUUUUUAUGAUGCGAUGACUCACUUGCUGCACUGUUUUUCAUUGAAUAUUUAUAUGUAUCUCAUUAUUAACAUCAUUACACUAAGUGUAAAAUGGGCAGCCUUCCAUGGUUGUUUUUGCAAGUACGUAACAAUAUUGUUUUUUCUCUUUAGUGCACUGUUAUUGUGUUACGGUGAACGACUGGAUAUCUAACUACAUAGCAGCUGUGUAAAAAUCAAAAACAGUUUGGAUGUCGUUUGAUUCGAAGACUUUUAUCAAUAUAUCUCCCAUUUUUAUUCUUAAUAAACAAGCUCAUCUGCUUAAAAUAGAUUUAUCCUGGACUUGUGAAGAAAGUGGUCCAUUCCAUAACAAAGUGUUUCGUGUCAGUGUUAUUGUAAAUCACCAUAAUCUAAAAAGUUCUGAGAUAUAUGAUGGUGUUGGAAGCAGUGUCAAGGAAGCUAGACGGAUGGCUGCUGAAAGUGCGUUACAAACUUGUAUUUUAUUUAAGUACAAUGCUGGUUCAAGUAAUGGGGCUCUACGAACGGAAGGACCGUUUAUAACACCGCGAAAUGCCAAUCCUUUCAUUAUUUUGAUUAAUUCUGAUCCAACAUCUUUAGCUCCAAAAGUACAGCUCAGGCAACUGCUUAAUUUACUUGGGUCGAAGGUGAAAUUUGUUCAUUCAGUGGGUGAUGACAAUAAUAGUUUACGUCCUAUCAUGUAUAGAGCGACAGCGGAGAUCGUCGGUCGACAAUAUGUUGGAAAUUCAACCACCAAAUCAGGUGCUGAACAAGAAUCAUGUUUAUCAGCUUUAAUGGCUCUUCGUCGGUCAUUGUUGUCUUACAUCAAGACUCAGAAACUAAGGAAAAAAGAACAGCACGAUCACGACAAUAUAUACAUUAAUCGGUGUAUUCAUCCAAAAUCAUCAGUUUGGAGAUUGCGCAUUCUUGCUGGUCUACACUUCAUUCAGCCAAUUUUUAAGAUCCAAAAGUUAACCAAUUGUGAACCAAAUAAAUUUGCGUGUAUAUGUUUAUUAGAUGGUUGGAAGUAUACUGAAAACAGAUCUAUCUCAGCUAAGAAAGCACAAAAUACUGCUGCUCAAUCAAUGCUGAAUAAUAUGAAUAAAAUUGAGAACAAAUGCUCAACAGUUCCAUUAUAUGAUAAACCAUAUGAUGUUACAUCAAAAUAUGUUCAUAAACAAAAUCAUAAAUCAUGUAAAAUCAAACUACAAUUCAAUCAGCAUCGUGCUUUUGAUGAAUCAGUACAUCCUGUUUGUAGAUUGGAAUGUUACAGCAUUGUUAAUAACUUGGAUAAAGUAAAAUAUACAUUAUUAAAUGAUCAAUUACCAAGUGGAGAACAUACGUCUUUAGCACCCGGUCGCCCUCCAUUUAUCUAUCAGCUUGAGUUCUCAAACAUGUGUGUUCGAGGCCCUGAAGCGAAUAAUAAACGUCUAGCGAAACGACUUGCUGCUGAAUUGCUCCUUACUAAAUUGGGAUUGUCUAGUGAAAAAUCAUCUCCUAAUGUCAAGAGUGUUCUUCGAAGUCAAGUUAUCGAAUCAAUCGACAGUAAUAUUCAUGCUAGUAAAAGUGUUUCAGAAAAUCUGUCCUGUGGUAUUGUGCCAGAAACUGUCAGUAAUGUACACAAAUCGUUAUCUCCCGUAGAAAAAUCAGACGAUCAAUCACAGGAUAAUAUUUCUAACGAGGAACAUCAUGUGAACUUCAGUUGUACUAGUGAUAUUCUUAUCUUUGAUGAAGAAUUAGUGGACCCUGUUUUGUUGCGUAAAAGAACUUCUCGUCCCUUAAAAAGAAAAGAUAUUCAGUCUAGAACAAUAAGUAAUGGUUCGAUUCCGCGUUCUCACUCGAGUAUAAAUCUUUCAGUCAAUGAAACUAAUAACUUGCUUCAAAAUUAUUCUCCUUCAUCAACUGAUCUAUCGUUGAUUAAUUCAGUAUCUGAAACAAAUAGGAAUAAUCUAGAUGUCUUCAGUAAAACCAUCGGUUAUUGGAUAGAUUCGAAAAAGUCAAAAUCCAAUCAGAGGUCCUAUGCACGAAGUCAUUCGGAAGUCGAUUUCAAUGAAGGUAGUGAUUGGUAUCGAAAGUUCGAUGGCAUCUAUGAUAAUUCAUCGCCUGAUAUUAUUACUGAUUGUACACGUUCUAAAUCGAAUAUAAGACUACAACUUUUGGCUCGUGUUGCUGAGUAUUGUUUACAAGAACACGCUCUCAACAAUUCAAUACACAACAUAAAUGAAUAUCAUACGAGUGGAGUUACCAGUUUAAGUGAUCAACUGGUGUUUUUGUGUAGGCGUCUGCUAGUUCCUUGUCAUUUUAUUGAAUAUCCACCCAAAUUAAACAUAGUGUGCAAGUCUGAAAAAGAAUUCAACACUAAAUAUUAUUAUGAAUACACAGUUAUCCUAUUUGUUGGUAUUAAUCCUAUGAAAGAGAAUUCAAUUAAUGGUAAUGGUUAUAUAACAGUAAAAGCUACAGAUUUAACAAGAAAUUCAGCAAAACAAAAGGCUGCCCAAACUGUAGUAAAAUGUUUAACAAAAUUAAUUUGAAUGAUGAUCAUUGAUUUCGAUCAUUUUUUUCUCUUUUUUUGGUUUCUUCAUUUAAUUAGGAAAUGAUAAGCUUCUUUCUCUUAUUUAUUUCUUUUUUUAGGAGGAUGCAUACUUUAAUAAUCAUUUAAUCUCUUAUUUACUCUUUACAAAAUACUUUUUAUCCGAUGGGGUUUUGUGUAGAUUUUUAGAAAUUUCAAUAGUUGAAAUCAUGAAUCAAUUAAAGCUAGACCACCAUGGAUAACCUGGAAGUACUGGACGGCCGUCUCGUCCUAGUAUGGGACUACUCAGCAGUGCGCAUCUACGAUCCCCCCGCGGAGGAGUCCCAUACUAAGAAGAAACGGUCGUCCAGUGCUUCCAGGUUUUCCAUGAUGGUCUAGCUUCAAUGGACUCAUGAUUUCAACUAUUGAAAAUACUUUUUGUUUUUGCAUUUUAACUUCUCAAAUUUUAUCAAAAGCAUUUAAGACAAAUUUUUAAAUCAUUAGUACUUUUAUUCUAUUCUAUAGCUACAUUCAGAUCCAUUUUUUUCAACUUAAAUCUCUACGAUACUUGAUAACAGAUCAUUUAAAUGGCAAUGUGAUUAUUUUCAACUAUCUAUACAACAUUACUUUUUAUUUAUUAAAAUACUUUCUAGUAAACGUUUCACUCAUAUUUUCAUCAGCGAUCGUAUUUAUAUGACUAAUUGAAUUAGUUUUAUGAUGACAA
Messenger RNA from Schistosoma spindalis, 3650 nucleotides. Lineage: Eukaryota; Metazoa; Platyhelminthes; Trematoda; Strigeidida; Schistosomatidae. The record is from the annotation of a GenBank genome assembly.